Molecule: messenger RNA, 736 nt
Organism: Trichobilharzia regenti
Lineage: Eukaryota; Metazoa; Platyhelminthes; Trematoda; Strigeidida; Schistosomatidae
Source: the annotation of a GenBank genome assembly
GACCAUGUGCAUGAUCGGCGAGAGUCCUAACCGCUGUGCCACCGACGCGGUUAGCCCGGCCCGGCUAGCUCAGUCGGUACAGCAUGAGACUCUCACUUAGAUUAUUCAGCGACGCAUAUACAAAUAUUGAAUUUACUACUUCACAUGAAAAUGAUGGAAAGUUCCAUUUCCUCAGCACUGCCAUACAAUGCCUAGAAGAUUGUAGUCUCCAGAAGUCAAUACGCCGAAAGCUGACAUGGGAAGGACAAUACCUACAUUUUUAUAGUUUUUGUUCAAAAAGCAAGGAGAUUAUGCUCUACAGAGAAAUUAGAGUAAGAAUUUAUGUUUUCUCAAAGAUACUGAAAAGCAACGGUUACCCUCAAAGGUUCAUUAACAAGUACAGGGAAUCUGAAAGCUCAAGUAUCAAACAAAUCACAGUGAGAAAAAAUCCUAUCUACAUUCAACUUGAUUUUAAAGGUGAAGAUAUCGCAGCAGUUGUCAACAGAAGACUGAAGACAUCACUAGCCACAGCCUAUUCUGCAGCUAAGUUGGUUCGCGUCUGUUGAACAACUUGCACUUUGGUACAAUCAAAAGUCGAUAGAUAUCCUUCUCUUGUUAACUCCAACUAUAUAUAAAAAUUUACAUAAAUAUGCGGGAGCAGUUACAUUGGAAGAACAGAAAAAAAAGCAUACCUUCGAUUUUCUUAACAUGUACCAAAAGGCCUUUGUCUAAAGGGAAUAAAUGCUCUAAACAAUGC